AUGGCCACUCCGGAGGCUCCAGAACCCGAUAUGGACUCCCCGAAUGAUUGUUCGGGUGCUUUAUUCUCGUGUUUGGAUGUUACAGAACCCCUAAAUUCGGAUACAUUUGGAACUGAGCUAUCGACCACAGACACGCCAAACGUAUCGCCGAAUAUAUUCGACAAUGUUAUGAAUCACUCGCAGUCUUCCAGCCCCGAGCUUCAGCUGACUUCAUUCUUGGCGAUGGGGCUAUCAGAAGAAUAUCUUCACGAAAACGAGCAUGUUAACGAGGACAAUCGAGGCUCUUUGGAGGCCCUUUGGUCUAACUUAGGUCUCUUUGGGGAGUAG
Messenger RNA from Penicillium chermesinum, 327 nucleotides. RefSeq lists its product as uncharacterized. NCBI's taxonomy places the organism in Eukaryota, Fungi, Ascomycota, Eurotiomycetes, Eurotiales, Aspergillaceae. The transcript has a single exon. Bases 1 to 327 code for a protein of 108 amino acids. The record is from RefSeq and is a predicted model, not a curated record.